GAAUAGUAUGGCAGCCUACCAGAGUUAGCUGCUAUAUAUUGUUUUUUCAAUUUACAGAAACCAACCAUAUCUGACAUGGUUGGCUGAGCAAUUACCAUAAAUGCUGUAUAAAUAGGUCUCAGGUCCAAGUAUCAUAAAAAGUUCAAAUCUGAUAUGAUAGGAUGUCUAGUGUUCUUCGAGUAAGGAGGUCUUCUUAGAUUCAAGUAGUGAUAUAAAUAGAUCUCUGAUCUUCACAAAAUUUUUAACGAGGUCUCAUGUUCGAGUCGUAGUAUAAUGUAUCAACAAGAUGGGUAAACAGGCAAACAGCAAUGCUGAUGAUGAUUAUCAUGUUUGGAUCUUUACCCAGAAAGAAUGGCUGUCCUGUUGUCAAUUCUAGCAGCGGAACAUACCAUGCAGGGCCAGUCAAUGAAUUGGAGGCCAACAUAUUCAAUUUUGCUCUGAAUUUGGAGUACCUGGAGUGUGAAUUUUUUCUUGGGGGUGUAUAUGGCAAGGGGCUUGAUAAAUUUGCAGCUAAUCUCACAGGAGGCGGGCCUACCCAACUAGGCGUUCGUAUGGCCAAUCUCGAUUCUCAAACUAGAGAUAUUGUCCAGCAAUUUGCCUUCCAGGAAAUCGGCCAUAUUAGAAUAAUUAGGGAGACUGUACAGGAAGCCAUUCCUAGACCUCUGCUGGAUUUGAGAGCAGAAACAUGGGCAAAGUUCUUUGAUGAAGCUGUGGGAUUCACACUCAAUCCUCCAUUUGAUCCAUAUGCCAAUUCUGUGAAUUAUGUGCUUGCUAUGUAUGUUGUUCUAUACAUGGGUUUGACAGCUUAUGUUGGCUCCAAUCCUAAUAUAACCUCAAAGGCUGGAAAGCGGCUGUUAGCAGGUCUUCUGGGAGUGGAAUCGGGGCAAGAUGCAGUGAUACGUUACUGGCUGUAUGAGAGAGCACAGCACAAGGUUUAUCCCUAUGCCUUCACUGUUGCAGAGAUGACAUCUUUCAUUUCCAACCUUAGAAAUUGCCUGGGAAAAACAGUCAUUGUGGAUGAAGGAAACAUAGUUCCCCCACAACUUGGUGCUGAAGGAAAAGUGAGUGGUAACAUUCUGUCAGCAGACGCCAACUCUCUGUCGUAUAGCAGAACUCCGAGGGAGACGUUGAGGGUUGUGUACAGUACAGGAAAUGAAUCAAAACCUGGUGGGUUUUAUCCACAGGGAGCCAAUGGGUUUAUUGCACGUAGCUAUCUGCACCAUUGACAGAUUACUUAUUACUACAUGCAUGUGGACUUGAACAUCUACCUUUGGAAAAAGAAAAGGAAGGAAGAAUGAAGACCAGUGGGUGGAGAAGUUUUAUUUGUUCUGGAUUGCUUGUAUUACAAUUAAUGUCACUUAUAUGGAAUGAUAAUAAUAUA
Messenger RNA from Cryptomeria japonica (Japanese cedar), 1381 nucleotides. RefSeq names its product ferritin-like catalase Nec2. The record is from RefSeq and is a predicted model, not a curated record. Lineage: Eukaryota; Viridiplantae; Streptophyta; Pinopsida; Cupressales; Cupressaceae. Bases 309 to 1226 code for a protein of 305 amino acids. The transcript has 3 exons.